UCGAGUAUGACUGAUUGUCUGUGUGCGAUUACACACACGUAUACUAUUAUAUAUACACACAUCUCGAUGCGAAGAGAAAAACAUCAUCUUCUUGGAUUUCUUUUGUUACUCGAAGAAAAAAAAAAAAAAAAGAUGUAUUGUCUUCAAGUUGCAGCAUAUCACUUGUUCUUCAACGCAUCUCGAAUAUGUUAUCUUCUUGCUCUGAUUAUAUUUGUCUUUCUUAGAUUCUUCGCUAUUUUCCAGAAUACUGAAGUGAAUCAAGUCGUCGAGCCCAGAACGACGACGCUUUUGAGGUUUACUGAUACAAAGGGAGAUGUGAAUGUAACUUUCUCUGGUGUUUUCUUAGAAUCUGUAAUCAAAGAUAUCACUGAUAAUCUUUUGUAGUUUAUUUUGUAUUAUUUAAUUAUGUACUUAUCGUUAUAUCUAUAAUUACCAUGCUAAAAAAAUUCCAGGCUCA
Molecule: messenger RNA, 457 nt
Organism: Arabidopsis lyrata subsp. lyrata
Lineage: Eukaryota; Viridiplantae; Streptophyta; Magnoliopsida; Brassicales; Brassicaceae
Exons: 1
Coding region: 7-384 (125 amino acids)
Source: RefSeq, a predicted model, not a curated record